This is a messenger RNA of Capra hircus (goat), 1767 nucleotides long. RefSeq names its product zinc finger protein 771 (gene ZNF771). The coding region runs from base 346 to 1500 and encodes 384 amino acids. NCBI's taxonomy places the organism in Eukaryota, Metazoa, Chordata, Mammalia, Artiodactyla, Bovidae. The record is from RefSeq and is a predicted model, not a curated record. The transcript is spliced from 4 exons.
AGGGUCUCCGCCCCGAUCCCGCCUCCAGCCCGUGCCCUAGAGCUCCGGGCCGCUGACCCAGGCUCCUGGGAGUGACUCAGCGCGGGGAGGGUGGCGUCUCAACGGGGCUGGAGAUUCGAAGUGUUCAGGGCCUUGAAUGCCAGGAUGAGUAGCGUGAACGAGUCUUUCGAGCUGGUCCCGGGACAAGGCUGGGGCCUAGGGCCGGGCUGGGAUUCAGGGAAGAGGGUCAGACACAGAUCUGGGCAUGGGAGGAGAAGCCACGGCUGCAUCGCCUUGUGUGGGCCAGAGCCAUGGUCGAGGGGGCGGGUCCUGAGCUGACUCAGCUCCCUGCCCCAGGACACCAAGAUGCCCGGUGAACAGCAGACGGAGGAGGAGGAGGAGGAAGAGAUGCAAGAGGAGAUGGUGCUGCUGGUGAAGGGUGAGGAGGAAGAGGGUGAAGAGAAGUAUGAAGUGGUGAAACUCAAGAUCCCUAUGGACAACAAGGAGGCUGAUGUCUUCCCAAUUUACAUCUCCAGCCUGGGCCUCUCUCCUGAGCUCCAGAUGUGUCCAGGACAACUGCGGAUAGGAUCAGAAACAGAUCACAGGUUGGCUGUCUCCAAUUGCAGAAUAUAUCCAGAAGCAGACCACUUACCACUUUCACUUUCCACCUCUGUCGCCUGGGUCCAAGCCAUUGUCUUCUCUGGCCUGCAGUACAGGGGCCUCCUCGGUCUCGAGCGAGGCGCCAGCGCCGUCGGCGGACCCGGCACGUCCACACGCGUGCCGGGACUGCGGCCGCGCCUUUGCACGCCGCUCCACACUGGCCAAGCACGUCCGCAUACACACGGGCGAGCGGCCCUUUGCGUGCACGGAGUGCGGCCGGCGCUUCUCGCAGAAGUCGGCGCUGACCAAACACAGCCGCACCCACACGGGCGAACGGCCUUACGAGUGCCCGGAGUGCGACAAGCGCUUCUCGGCCGCCUCGAACCUGCGGCAGCACCGGCGGCGCCACACGGGCGAGAAGCCGUACGCAUGCGCACAAUGCGGCCGCCGGUUCGCGCAGAGCUCCAACUACGCACAGCAUCUGCGCGUGCACACGGGCGAGAAGCCGUACGCGUGCCCGGACUGCGGACGCGCCUUCGGCGGCAGUUCAUGCCUGGCGCGCCACCGACGCACGCACACGGGCGAGCGGCCGUACGCCUGCGCCGACUGUGGCACGCGCUUCGCCCAGAGCUCGGCGUUGGCCAAGCACCGGCGCGUGCACACGGGCGAGAAGCCGCACCGCUGCCCUGUGUGCGGCCGCGGCUUCGGCCACCGCUCCAACCUGGCGGAGCAUGCGCGCACGCACACUGGCGAGCGGCCCUAUCCCUGCUCCGAGUGCGGCCGGCGCUUCCGCCUCAGCUCGCACUUCAUCCGCCAUCGUCGCGCGCAUAUGCGGCGGCGUCUCUAUAUCUGCGCCGGCUGCGGCCGGGACUUCAAGCUACCAGCUGGAGCCACUGCCACCGAGCGCUGCCCAGAUUGUGAGGGCAGCUGAGCCGCCGUUUCUUUUCUCCGCGGGGUGCGAGCCUCCAGGUGGGGAGGGGCACUCUGGGAUCUCAACCUGGGGCUGAGUUAAUCUGGACAACUCCCCGCCCCACCACCAGCGUCUUGAAUAGGAUGGGACUGGCAGGCCUGGCUGCCCUGAAACUGGGAGACAGGAUUCCCCUACCGGGAUCCCUGGAAACGUGCCCACUUCCCCCUCAGUACAUCCCCUCCGCCCAUGUUAGAGUGAAUAAAGUAUUAUAUCCUUAC